Messenger RNA from Nanorana parkeri, 762 nucleotides. It is a transcript of the gene IER5L, whose product is annotated as immediate early response 5 like. Bases 1 to 762 code for a protein of 253 amino acids. The transcript is spliced from 3 exons. Lineage: Eukaryota; Metazoa; Chordata; Amphibia; Anura; Dicroglossidae. The record is from RefSeq and is a predicted model, not a curated record.
AUGGAGUGCGCCCUGGACGCACAGAGCCUGAUCAGCCUGUCCCUGAGGAAGAUCCACAGCUCCCGUACCCAGCGAGGCGGCAUCAAGCUGCACAAGAACCUGCUGGUCUCCUACGUGCUGCGCAAUGCCCGGCAGCUCUACCUGAGCGAGCGCUACGCCGAGCUCUACCGGCAGCAGCAGCCGCCGCACCAACCCUUCUACCCCCGGGGCUGCUGCCAGGAAGAGAUCGGUCCGGGGCUGGCACACUGCAGCCAGACCACAGUGCUGGACUUGGACACUCACGUUGUCACCACGGUGGAGAACGGCUACCUUCACCAGGACUGUUGCGCUUCCCAGUGCCCGUGCCAAGGCGCACCGUGCCCUGCGCUCCCCGCCGCCCCAGCGGCGCCUUCUUCGCUGCCAGCCAAGCGCAGGUACCCCCCGGCGGGGUACAGCUACAGCUGCCAGGAGGACGAGGACCUGGAGCCCCACUUCGUGCCCUGCAAAAGGGGCAGAUACGAGGACUUUUGCCCGCAGCUGGCACCCUCCGAGCCGCACACGGACACCUCCAACAUCUCCAACCUGAUCUCCAUCUUUGGAUCGGGCUUUACGGGACUCAUGGGCAGGCAGGGCGCGUUCCAGCAGACCUUUACAGAGCAGAAGCUGCAGAUGGAGGGGUUGGAAAGAGUCAUUUCUGGGGGGGAUCAUCAUGAAGCUGGCAGGGUGGGCUAUAUUGGGAACUUCAGACCCCUCAACUCCACAUCGAGUUUGGAGUGCGCUUAA